Messenger RNA from Rosa chinensis, 957 nucleotides. RefSeq lists its product as uncharacterized. Gene Ontology annotation, biological process: DNA integration. Bases 1 to 957 code for a protein of 318 amino acids. Gene Ontology annotation, molecular function: nucleic acid binding. The record is from RefSeq and is a predicted model, not a curated record. Lineage: Eukaryota; Viridiplantae; Streptophyta; Magnoliopsida; Rosales; Rosaceae. The transcript has 4 exons.
AUGUACCGAACUCUCAAGGAAUACUAUUGGUGGCCAAACAUGAAAAGAGAAAUUGCAGCCUUUGUGAGUAGAUGCUUAGUGUGCCAACAAGUGAAGGCAGAAAGGCAGAAACCAUCGGGUUUGUUACAACCUUUGUCAAUUCCAGAAUGGAAAUGGGAGCAUCUCACCAUGGACUUUAUUUACAAAUUACCUCGUACCCAGGAUGGUAAUGAUGGUAUUCAGGUGAUUGUGGAUCGACUCACCAAAUCCGUGCAUUUUCUGGCGGUUAAAGAAACCUUUAGUAUAGACAAGUUAGCAAAGCUGUAUGUGGAUGAGAUUGUGAAGCUUCAUGGUGUACCCGAGUCCAUUACUUCCGAUCGUGAUGCCCGCUUCACAUCAACGUUUUGGAGGAAGGAUGAAGUGGGAGAAAGACAACUUACUGGUCCUGAAAUUAUUGAAAUCACAACGGAUAAAAUUAAGGUGAUUAGAGAGAGGCUCAAGACUGCUCAAAGUAGACAGAAGAGCUACACUAAUAACCGCAGGAAGCAUCUUGAAUUCCAAGUUGGUGAUUGGGUAUUUUUGAAGUUAUCUCCUUGGAAGGGUGUGGUAAGGUUUGGUAAACGUGGGAAACUUAGUCCAAGGUAUAUUGGUCCCUAUGAAAUUGUGGAACGAGUUGGUCUUGUUGCUUAUCGCUUGGCCUUACCCCCACAACUAUCUAGAUUACAUGAUGUCUUCCAUGUAUCCAUGCUUCGCAAGUACAUAGCUGAUCCUUCUCAUGUGUUACCAGCUCAACCCAUUACACUUAGAGAAGAUCUAACAUAUGAAGAAGAACCAGUACAGAUCCUUGAUCGUCGUGAGCAACUUGUUUUGGCCGGUGGAGGAAGAAUUGAAGGUACAGAAACUGUUGAGCGUGUUGUGGAGAUGAUUUUUGAGUUUGUUAGGUUGGCCGGAUUUGGGGUUUGGUGUGAGGGCCAGUGA